Paramecium pentaurelia is the source of this 1991-nucleotide messenger RNA. Lineage: Eukaryota; Ciliophora; Oligohymenophorea; Peniculida; Parameciidae. The record is from the annotation of a GenBank genome assembly.
AUGAAUAAAUUUAUAAGGAAAAACUCUUUAAAUUAAUAAUCGUUGAAAGAAUAAGAAACAAAAAGGUUGAAACAAUUCAUUCUAUAAAUUGAAUAAUAGCCAUCCUUAUAUGACACAUUGACAGAGGAAUAAAUUUUUGGGAUUUUGUGCAUUAUUCUUACGAAAUCAUCUUAUCAUAGAACUUAAUCAGAAAUAGAAAUCCUCAAAAAAGCAACCAAACACAUAGUCUAUUUUCAGAAAUUAUUAGAAAAAGAUUAAGGAGUUUUACUAUGGGAAAGAUGUCUUAGAAAGAUGAGUUAUACAUAUUUAUCAUAUGGUUAGACAUUAUUUCAUGAAGGUACUGUAUUUUAAUUAUAUAAAAAGGGGAUGUAGGAACAACAUUUUAUAUUAUCUUAUAAGGAAGAGUUAGUAUACACAAAAGAAUUUUAGUAUAAGAUGAAUUUUAGGAUAAGGAAUUGAUACAGUUAUAAGAUGGGUAAGCUUUUGGAGAAUUAGCUUUAGAGAAUAAUGAGCCAAGAUCUGCCUCUGUUAAAGCUAUACUUCCAACUCAUUUAGCAGUAUUAGAAGCUGAAGAUUAUAUGGUAAUUAAGAAAACAGUGGUAUUUUAAUUUAUAUUGAAUUUAAGAUUAACUAAUAAAGACAAAUGUAUUUUGAAGAAUUUGCAAAAUUAGCAAUUUUCAAAAGUUGGAAAUUUAUGAGCAUAAAAUCCUUAUUUGAUGUAAUAAAAUAAAAUAAAUAUGGACUUAAUCAUAUAAUUUAUAAAGAAGGGGAUCUUUCAAACGAUGUAUAUUUUAUAUAAACUGGAUAAUUUAAAGUAAUUCUUUUCUCACUCAACUCUCUAGGUGAUUAAAACUCUUCGGAUUAAAAAGCAAGUUGAAGAUAAUUAAGUUGAGGAUGAUUUAGAACUUCUUAAAGAUUAUUUUGCUUAUACAAAACCAGUUCUAUCCAAUUAGGACAAAAUAGAUAUGUUAUAUUAGAAAAAGAAAUAUGGUAAUUUGAUAGCAGGAGAUAAAAAAUCAAUCAUGACUUUAAAAUUUGUUGGGGCUGGAGAAAUGUUUGGGGAACUUGAAAUCUUAAAAUCAAAUGAUCUUUGUCGUCAAUUUAGUUAUGUUUCAACUUUUGAAAGUAAUACUGUAUAUUCAGUUUCAAAAAGAGAUUUCUUAAGAGUUAUACAAAAUGAUUAGCCUCUUUAUGAAAGUUUAAAUGUAUUGAAUGACGAUAAAUUAAAGUAAGCACUAGCAUAAAUUAAAGCUUAUGAGAAAAAUUUUAUUGAUUAAACUGAAAAGUAAAAUAUCCUUUAAAGAACUUAAAUAAAAGAAUAACUUAAUCCUAAACUCCUUACUGAAGAUGAUAUUGAAAAGAAUGUUUUAGUGAAAAAUUAAAGUUAACUAUGUAAAAUUAGUAGCAAAAAGAAGUCUAUUGACAAAAAGAUAAGAGAGUUAACUUUAACUCUUGAACCUCCUAAAAACGAAUCAGAUUCUACUACUCUACUUUCUCAACUCUAUCUUUCUGAAAGACAUAGAAGAUAAAAAACAGAAUAGCAAAUUGUUUCUAUCUCAAAAAAAACUCCUUUAAUGAAAAAAAGAUCAUUUGAAACUAGAAUUAAAUAUGUAAAUACUACACAAUCCUAGGAUAUACCAAAAUUAAAUGUGUUUAUAUGCACAGUUAUUACUAAAUUAUUUAAAAAUUAAUAAUUAAAAACAGAAAAAACUGAAGAAGACUUAUUAAAUGGUAAAUUACCUAAGUCAAGCUAUAAAGAAAUAAAGAAGAAUCUUGAAAUCCUAUCAGAUAGCCCAAGAUAAAUCUAAAAAAAGACUGGAAGUGAAAGUACUUUAAGCAAAAGAAUUCACUCUACUACAUCAAGACAAUAAACAAGUCCUGUAACAUCAAGAUUUAAAUAGAUUGAUAAAAUUACUCCAAUUUCUUUUAAGUCUUAGCUUCCCUUUGUUCUAUAAAAUAAAUACUUUGGAUUAGCAUCUAAAGAACAAUGA